Penaeus indicus is the source of this 1895-nucleotide messenger RNA. RefSeq names its product cytochrome P450 4C1-like. The transcript is spliced from 12 exons. The record is from RefSeq and is a predicted model, not a curated record. NCBI's taxonomy places the organism in Eukaryota, Metazoa, Arthropoda, Malacostraca, Decapoda, Penaeidae. The coding region runs from base 135 to 1673 and encodes 512 amino acids. Gene Ontology annotation, molecular function: heme binding; iron ion binding; monooxygenase activity.
UUCCGAGAAGUCAUGGUGAGAGAACAGCCUUUGGCUUCAGAGCCUGAGCUGCUUCGGGGUCGCAGGCAGUUUCAGCGCCGGCCGCUGAGGGAGCGUCGCACUUCUCGAGGCGCGAGCGAGGGAGCCAGACGACGAUGGAAGAGGGGCGCUCGUGGCUGGGCCUCUGGUCGCCCGGCCUGCCCACCUACAUCCUCCUCACCACAUGCUUGGCCGUCGUGAUGUCCUGGCUUUACAAAUGGCAGCAAAAGGUGUCGCUGGUGGAGAAGAUGCCCGGGCCGAAGGCGCUGCCGCUCGUCGGGAACUCACUCUUCUUCUGGGGCGGCCCUGAGGUGCUUUUCCAACAACUGUACAAGAUCACGGAGUUCGGCGACGUGGCGCGGUUCUGGCUGGGCCCGAAGCCGUACUGCAUGCUGAGCAGCGCCAGGACCGUCGAGGCGAUCCUGAGCAGCCAGAAGCACCUGCACAAGAGCUGGGACUACUCGCUGCUUCAUCCUUGGCUCGGCGAAGGCCUCAUCACGUCUGCAGGAAAGAAGUGGCACUCCCGCAGGAAGCUCCUGACGCCCGCCUUCCACUUCAGGAUCUUGGAGGACUUCCUGGACGUCUUCACGUCCCAGACGGACACGCUGGUGAGGCGGCUGAGGGCACAGGCGGACGGGCGGCCCUUCGACGUCUUCCACUACAUCACCCUGUGUGCGCUGGACAUCAUAUGCGAGACGGCGAUGGGGCGGCGGGUCAACGCCCAGGAGAAUUCCGAGUCGGACUUCGUGAGGGCCAUCCACGACCUGUCUUCCGUGAUCCAGUUCCGGCAGUUCCGGCCGUGGCUGCAUCCCGACUUCGUGUUCCACCGCACCAGCCACGGCAGGAAGCACGACGCCUGCCUCAAGGUCAUCCACGGCCUCGCCAAGGAGACGAUUUCCAUGAGAAGGAAGGUGCGGCGGGCCAAGGGCAUCGGGCCGCAGAAGAAGGCCCAGGAGGAUGACAUCGGCCAGAAGACCCGCCAGGCCUUCCUGGACCUCCUCCUGGAAUACUCCGAGAAGGACCCGACGAUCACCAACGAAGAUAUCUUGGAGGAAGUGAACACAUUCAUGUUCGCGGGCCACGACACCACCACCGCCGCCAUGAACUGGUUCCUGUACGUCAUGGGCACGCACAGGGAGAUCCAGACUCGUGUUCAGGAGGAGCUGGACGAGGUGUUCCAAGGCUCGGAUCGGCCGCCGACCAUGGCCGACCUGCGGGAGCUGAAGUACCUUGAGCUGUGCCUGAAGGAAUCCCUCAGGGUCUUCCCUUCCGUCCCUGCGAUCCUCAGGGAAAUCAAGGAGGAGAUUCAGAUCGACAAGUUCCGCAUCCCGGCCGGCACGUCCAUCGUAAUCCACAUGUAUCGGAUCCACCGCGACCCGGAGCAGUUCCCGAACCCGGAGGUUUUCGACCCGGACCGCUUCCUGCCCGAGAACUGCAACAAACGCCAUCCCUACGCGUACAUUCCCUUCAGCGCCGGACCCAGGAACUGCAUCGGCCAGAAAUUCGCGCAGUUAGAGAUGAAGGUCGUCCUGAGUUCCAUCCUGAGGAACUUCCGCGUGGAGAGUGACAUUCCGUGGAAGGACAUGAAGGUCCUCGGGGAACUCAUCCUGCGUCCCAAGGAGGGAAAUCCCCUAAAGCUUCAUCCCAGGAAAUAGAGUUUGGUAGAUAAGGCUUUGUAAUAUUUAGUUUUCUUUAAAAUAUAUAGGAAAAGUGAGACUAAAUGUCAAUAUAUAUGUUCAGGAUGUGUACCUUCUUCCUUACUUAAAGUAUAUUGAGACUAGAUUUUCUGUACAGACAUCUAGCACGAAUUACAUUAUCUAAUAAAUAUUUAAUUCUCAGCAAUUGUAAAAAUAAAAGAAAUUACACUUUCCUGCAAA